Messenger RNA from Lodderomyces jiufengensis, 3027 nucleotides. RefSeq lists its product as uncharacterized. The transcript has a single exon. Gene Ontology annotation, cellular component: cytosol; nucleus. Gene Ontology annotation, molecular function: protein phosphatase regulator activity; protein phosphatase binding. NCBI's taxonomy places the organism in Eukaryota, Fungi, Ascomycota, Pichiomycetes, Serinales, Debaryomycetaceae. The coding region runs from base 1 to 3027 and encodes 1008 amino acids. The record is from RefSeq and is a predicted model, not a curated record.
AUGUCAGGAUCAUUUUGGAAAUUUAGUAAUGGAUUUACUUCACUAUCUAAUAUAACAACUUUACUUGAAAAUUUUAAUAUCAGUCAAGAACAACAACUGGAACAAGAAUUUGAAAAUGAUGAUCAACAACUUAAUAAUGAUGAUGAUGAAAAUAAUGAUAAGAAUAAUGAUAAUAAUAAUAAUAAUGAUGAUGAUACAAAGACAAAUAAAAAAUCUAUAAAAGAUCAACAAUAUGAUGUAUUAAUUAAAUUGUUGGAUGAGAAUGAUUUACUUCAAGAAUUAUUAUCAAAUAAUCCAAUGUUAUUAGAAUUUUUAAGAGAUGAAAAUGUUUUAAGUAUGUUGGUUGAUAUAGUAAUAUCUGAUGAAUUUAAAAAUACUGAAGAAAAAGAAGAAGUUAAAAAAGAUGAAGAGGACAAACCAAAAGAAGAAACAAAGGAGAUAAAGUUGAAAAAAGAAGAUGAAAAGAAAGAGGAAGAUACAACUACUAAAGACAAAAGCACAGAGACUGAAUUAAAACCUGACAAAGAAACUAAAUCUACGAAGGUAACACCUUCCAAGAAAGACAAGAAUGAUUCCGAAGAUUCUCAAGAUGAAGAUUCACAUGAGGAAGACGAUGAUGACAAUGACGAUGAUGAUGAUGAAGAAGAAGAAGAAGAAGAACUUCCUGAAGACAAAUUUAGGCGAAGAGCAACUUUAGCAUCAGAAGUUUUAAGUGCAGAUGUUUGGUCAUUAACAGAUACAGUAAUGGAAUCAACUUCAAAUUUAAAUAAAUUAUGGGGGGUUUUAGAUAGUAAAGAAUUACUUGAUAUAAAUGUUUCAACUCAUUUUAUGAAAAUUAUGGAACAUUUAUUAGAUAUGAAAUGUGAUGAAAUGAUUACUUAUCUUAUAGAAAAUCAACCAAAUUUAGUUGAUAAAUUUAUAAAUCAUUUAUCAAAUCCUCCUUUAAUGGAUUUUUUAUUAAAAUUAAUAUCAACUGAUAAACCUGAUAAUUCAACUGGUAUAAUAGAUUUUUUACAAAAUCAAAAUUUAAUAUCAAGAUUAAUUAAUGCAUUAGAUGUACCAGAAGAUGAAGAGGAUAAAAAAAUUAAUCAUGAAUUACAAUUAAUAGAACAAAGUUCAGCAGCUGAUUUUUUAAAAGCUUUAAUAACAAUAUCUGCAAAUUCUACUGCUGAUAAUUCAACUAUUGGACCAAAUGAAUUAACAAGAGAGUUAGUUUCAAAAGAACAAAUGACUCGUUUAUGUGAUACUAUGUUAAAAGGUGGAUAUGCUUUAGCAAAUGGAGUAGGUAUAAUUAUAGAAAUUAUAAGGAAAAAUAAUUCAGAUUAUGAUAUUUUACCAGUCUUGUAUAUAACAUUAGAAAGUCAUCCACCAACAGGAAGAGAUCCUAUAUAUUUAGGUCAUUUAUUAAGAGUAUUUGGAGAAAGAAUACUGAAAUUUAAUGAAUUAUUAAUAAAAGAUGAUCUUGAAUCAAAAUUACGUACCCCAUUUGGAGUUAUUGAACCUUUAGGAUUUGAAAGAUUUAAAAUUUGUGAAUUAAUUGCAGAAUUAUUACAUUGUUCAAAUAUGGCUUUGCUAAAUGAUAAUAAAGGAUUUGAUGUUGUAUCUGAAAGAGAUGAAUUAAGAAAUAAAAUGAAAGAAUUUGAUCCAAUAAGUUUUAAAUAUAAUGAAAUCAUUGUAUUGCCUAAUAAUGAAAAUGAAAAUGAAAAAACUACAACUACUACAACAACCACAGAUAAAGAUGAUGAAAAAAAUUCAAAUUCUGAAGAUUCAGGUAAUAAUUCAGCUAAUGAUACAACUGAAAAUUUUAACAAUAUCAAUGAAAUUGGUGAACUUGAUGAAGAAGAACCACAUGCAAAUUCGAAUUUAUCUGAAGAACAAAUACGAUCAAAUCCAGUAGUUGGAGAUUUCUUGAAAAUUGCCCUUUUUGAUACUCAGAUAAUAUCAAAUAUUUUAUCAAUGUUUUUCCGUUUUCCCUGGAAUAAUUUUUUACAUAAUGUUGUAUUUGAUAUAGUUCAACAAGUUUUAAAUGGUUCAAUGGAUAUUGGAUUUAAUAAAUUUUUAGCAAUUGAUUUAUUUCAUCUGGCUGAUAUCACUAACAAAAUUAUUGAAGGUCAAAAAUUAUGUAAUGAUUAUGAAACAAGUCAUAAUGGAUUAAGAUUAGGAUUUAUGGGACAUUUAACUUUAAUAGCUGAAGAAGUUGUUAAAUUUGUACAAUUAUUCCCAUCAAAUACUUUAAGUGAUUUUAUAAAUGAAAAAAUUGAAAGUGAAAUUUGGGAAGAUUAUGUUAAUCAUGUUUUAUAUGAUACAAGAGAAAAAUAUAAUGCAAUAUUGGGAGGUAAUAAUGAAGAUGAUGAAGAUGAUAAAGAUGAAGAAGAAAAUACAACAUUUGAUGAAGGAUUAGGUGAAAUUAUAGAAGAAGUUAAAACAGGUUUAGUUUUUCAUGAUGAUGAUGAUGAAGAAGAGGAUCAUAAAGAAGAUACAAAUGAUAGUUUUGAUAAAGAUGAUGACAAUGAUGACGAUGAUGAUGAUGAUGAUGAUUAUGAAUAUGGUGAUAAUGAACAAAAACACAAGAAAUCUAAAUUAAUUAAAAAGGAAUCACCUAAAAAGGAUUUAUUAGAUAGUGAUGAAUCUGAAUCAGAUGAUGAUGAUCAAUUUUCAAAUUAUAUGUCACAACAAUUAACUAACAAAAAUCAAGAUCGUGAAGAUGAAUUAGAAAGUUCGAGUGAAGAUGAUGAUGAAGAAAUAAAACAUGAUGAUGAAGAUGAUGAUGAUGAAACUGACGAAUAUAUAGAUCCUAAUGAUGAUGGAUUAUCAUAUAAAAAAUCAAAUCCAUUAUAUGAUCAUGAUAAAGAAUUUGCAUUAAAUACAAAGAAAAAAAGCAAAAAUUUCAAAAAGAAGUAUGCAAGUUCAAGCAGUAGUUCAAGUAGUUCAAGUGAUGAUGAUGAUGAUGAUGAGGAAGAAGAAGAAGAUAUAAAACUUGAUCAAUCUGAAACACCAAAAUUAACAAGAUCAUCAAGUAAAAAUUAG